Messenger RNA from Xylona heveae TC161, 2830 nucleotides. RefSeq names its product P-loop containing nucleoside triphosphate hydrolase protein. Gene Ontology annotation, molecular function: ATP binding; microtubule binding; microtubule motor activity. Gene Ontology annotation, biological process: microtubule-based movement. The transcript has 6 exons. Gene Ontology annotation, cellular component: microtubule; nucleus; kinesin complex. Lineage: Eukaryota; Fungi; Ascomycota; Xylonomycetes; Xylonales; Xylonaceae. Bases 8 to 2809 code for a protein of 933 amino acids. The record is from RefSeq and is a predicted model, not a curated record.
GAGAAUCAUGGAGCCACCCGCAAGGCCCUCUUCGACGUCACUUUUCCAGGUUUACCUGCGCCUGCGUCCUCCUCCAGGCGCGCCGCACUCCACGGCUCUGACAGCCGCGGACUCGGGAUCCGCCAAAUCGGGAAAGUUCAUUAUUGUGGAAGAUGAGGGAUGUCUGAGCGAAAAGUCUUUUCCUACGCAUAUCACCAUUACGCCCCCGGUCGAGUCGCGGAAGAAGGCUGUAGAAAAGUUCGGAUUUACUAGAGUCUUUGAGGAAGAUGCAACUCAGCUGGACCUAUUGGAAGGAACGGGCUUGAUUUCUCUGAUAGACGGCCUGUUGGGCAAGGAAACAGGGACAGGUAGAGAUGGACUGUUUGCUACACUGGGGGUUACGGGCUCUGGAAAGAGUUAUACAUUAUUGGGUUCAAAGGAACAAAGAGGCCUCACACAGCUCACGUUAGAUACCAUUUUUCGAUCUCUUGAUGGAAACAUUGUUCGUGCUAUAGAGAACACAACCGACUUUCUUUCUAUCGCCGAGUCUGAUCCGGCCGAGAGCCAUGUUGCGUCUGCGGAACUUUUCUUCGAACCUGGCCUGGGAGAAGGACAAUUUGACGGAGGAAGUUCGAGAGCGGGAACACCUUCCUUUGGAGUUUCAAGAUCAGGAACGCCGGCUUACGGCGGACCAAGAGCACCGACACCAAGACUAUGGCCCGCAGAUCAUCCGCUUCAUCCUUCGUCUAUCGGAUUAUAUCCACCCUUACUGGGACUAAGUACCGGGAAAUCUCCCCGAGGAAAAGGCGUAUGCAAACCCCCAUUCCAUUUCUUCAGCAAACAGUGUUCUCCCGGUAGCAUCAACAAGCUAAAAACUCGGAAUUUUAAGGAAGGGCAAGUACCUAGUUCCCCGUCGAAGCGGACUAUACCUCUGCGAGUUUCAGCUCUCCCUCAAGCCCCGGAAACGAGCGAUUUUACUUUACAAGCCGAGGCAAAUUUCGAGUAUGCGAUUCUUAUUUCUAUGUACGAGGUCUAUAACGAUCGAAUUUUCGACUUACUUGGCGACCAUCCUUCGGCUGCGCCAAUUACGAGGCUAGCAUCUCAGAAAGAUUUGCGACGUCGUCCGUUGAUGUUUAAGCCGACUGAAUUGUCCCCUGAUCGCAAGGUUGUUACAGGGCUCAGGAAGAUUAUAUGCGGUGAUAUCAAUGAGGCGCUGAUGGUUUUGGAGACUGGACUUUGUGAACGAAAGGUGUCCGGAACGAACAGCAACUCAGUGAGCUCAAGAAGCCAUGGAUUCUUCUGUCUCGAGGUGAAAAAGAGAGUCAAGGGGUCGAGUGAGCCAUGGACAGGAGCCACGCUAACACUGGUGGACCUGGCAGGAUCUGAAAGAGCAAGGAACGCAAAGACAUCAGGUUCAACGCUUGCCGAGGCAGGAAAAAUCAAUGAAAGCCUAAUGUAUCUUGGCCAGUGCCUACAGAUGCAAAGUGGUGCACAGGAGGGUGGCAAGAAUGCCGUGGUACCAUUUAGGCAGUGCAAGCUUACGGAACUCCUCUUCUCGAAUUCGUUUCCAUCAACGCCCUCUACUUCUCAUCAUCCCGUUAUGCCUCGUCGGAAUGCUCAGAAAGCUAUCAUGAUGGUGACAGCUGAUCCUGUCGGCGAUUUUAAUGCAACUUCGCAAAUUCUGCGCUACUCUGCGUUGGCUCGAGAGGUCACUGUUCCCCGAAUUCCUUCAAUAUCCAACACCAUUCUAGCAGGAUGCCAUAAAAGAAAUCAGCUGAGCAAUGGUCGGGACACGCCUUCUGUAUCCAUGGAGGAACUUGAGAUUGCAAUGCAAGAGAUUGAGAAGCUGAAAACAGAUGUCGAAAAUUUGAAAACCGAACUCUCUAAUGAAAUGCUCCGUCGUCAACAAGCCGAGAUUGCAUGGGAAGCCGCGGAAGAAAAAUGUCUUCAAAUUGAGCAGGACGUUCGUGAAGCGUGUUCGUUGGAAAUGGAUCUGAAGUUUGAAGAAGAGCAAAGAAAAUGGAAACGAGCUUGGGAAGAAGAGGCCGAUCGUUGUGAUGAGCACAUGGAUAAGAAGAUUGAACUCGUGACACAGUCCAUUAAAAUCCAUGAAGAUCCCUCCCCAUCAGCUGAAGAUCUCGUCAAUGAACUCGAAGCAGAAAAUGCCAUUCUGCGAAGAAAGCUAGAUGCAGCGGAGCGAAAACUUGGCAGUCAAUCACCAACGCGCAAACCCAAACCCAAAAAUAAACACUUGACUUCUGCGCUCCCGGUCCCUUCGUCACCAUUAUUCUCCUCGCCGUUGACCGAGUCUGCGCCUCGUGAUCUCAACGCUGGCAGCAAUACCAACAAGACCAACAUCAAGAUAUCACAUCCUGACUCUGAUAUCGAUAUCGAGAACAGCAUGAACGACGAUAUGGUUCAAAUGAGCUUGACCCCAACCAAAAAGAGCCCCAGGAAAAAUGUUACUCCUCCCGGCGGUGCUCCUCAAACAUCUGGCAUUCCUCAGCCAUUCAGUCUGAGCAGCAACGCCGCCACUCCCAAGAAAAUCCGUUCGCCAAAAAAACACGCACCCCAAAUCGAUACUUCUCUCCCUUUUGAGACCGACGAAAUGGACCUCGAUCAUCAUCUCGAUUCCUCCUCUUCCUUCCAGCGCACUAGUCUCGUCGGCGCCCCGACCAUGCAUCUCAAGUCCCCCGCCCCGAAGCGCAUCCCCACGUUGAAAAAGAAACAGGGUAAACGCAAGCUCCUCACGUCUAGAAGAAGAGAUCUCGCGCUUAGCGAUGACGAAGACUCUGCGCCGACUUUUGACGAUGAUGGGUUUUUAGUUUAAAUGUCAUUUGUAUUAUCAGCG